AUGCAUCUCUUCAUGCAGUACUCAGUACUAGCUUUGACGUGUCUAUCCUCUUUCGCAUCUGCCUCCGCAGUUCCCCAUGGACAUUAUUCGAAAAAGUCUGGUGUAAAAGCUGCCGUAGGAGGCACUGUACAAACCGUGAGCGGAGGAUAUCACAACACAGCUUACUUUGUCAAUUGGGCAAUCUAUGGACGAAACUAUCAACCUCAACAAUUGCCGGCCUCCAAGCUGACCCACACCAUAUAUGCAUUUGCUAACCUGAAAACGGAUGGCACAGUGUACCUGUCGGACACAUAUUCCGAUCUUGAGAAACAUUAUUCCACUGAUUCCUGGAAUGACACCGGAAAUAAUGUUUAUGGUUGCAUUAAGCAGCUUUACCUACACAAGAAACACAAUCGUCAGAUGAAAACUCUUCUAAGCAUCGGCGGCUGGACGUACUCAGCAAAUUUCGCUGCUGCCGCUAGUACAGAAGCAACUCGUGCACGGUUUGCCUCGACAGCCGUGCAAUUUGUUCAAGACCUUGGAUUUGAUGGCCUUGACAUUGACUGGGAGUAUCCAGCCAACGAUGUCGAAGCUGCCAAUUUUGUGCUUCUCUUGAAGGCUAUUCGCUCUGCUCUUGAUGCAUAUGCCGCACGCUAUGCUCCUGGCUAUCAUUUCCUCAUCACCGCUGCAACCCCUGCCGGUCCAGACCACUACAAUGUCCUUCAUAUGGCAGAUAUGGAUAAGUACCUUGAUUCCUGGCACUUGAUGGCGUAUGAUUAUUCUGGGUCCUGGGAUAACACCACUGCUCACAACGCGAAUCUAUAUCCUAGUGUGCUCAACCCAAAAAGUACACCAUUCUCGACACAAAGGGCCAUCGUUGACUACGUCGCCAAGGGUGUUCCAAUUUCCAAGAUAAUCCUGGGUCUACCAAUCAAUGGGAAGUCAUUUUUGAAUACCACCGGAUUAGGAAUGCAAGCCACUGGUAUCGGUCCAGGAUCAUGGGAGGCCGGAAUAUAUGAUUACAAGGUCCUCCCUCGAGCUGGCGCCACUGAAUUUUAUCUUCCUGAUGUCGUUGCAACUUACAGUUACGACAAUGUUACUAAAGAACUCAUCAGUUAUGAUAACGUCAAGUCGGUCUCGAUGAAAACGAAAUACAUUAUGACUAGCGGACUGGGCGGUGCAAUGUUCUGGGAGACUAGUGCGGACAAGACCGAUGAUGGAAGUCUCAUUUCGACGACCGCCCGACUUUUCCCCGCUUUGGACCAGGCCCGGAAUCUGUUGACGUACAAUGCGAGUGCAUAUGCGAACAUGGCAGCCGGUAUGCCUGGUGAGUAA
Sclerotinia sclerotiorum 1980 UF-70 is the source of this 1314-nucleotide messenger RNA. RefSeq lists its product as hypothetical. Gene Ontology annotation, biological process: carbohydrate metabolic process; chitin catabolic process. Gene Ontology annotation, cellular component: extracellular region. Lineage: Eukaryota; Fungi; Ascomycota; Leotiomycetes; Helotiales; Sclerotiniaceae. Bases 1 to 1314 code for a protein of 437 amino acids. The record is from RefSeq and is a predicted model, not a curated record. Gene Ontology annotation, molecular function: chitin binding; chitinase activity. The transcript has 3 exons.